Nicotiana tabacum (common tobacco) is the source of this 3026-nucleotide messenger RNA. The record is from RefSeq and is a predicted model, not a curated record. Lineage: Eukaryota; Viridiplantae; Streptophyta; Magnoliopsida; Solanales; Solanaceae.
GUAAUUGGUUAUAGGUAUCUAUUAGAUACCUCUGCAAUUGACUUUAUUGUAAGAGAAUUUUGUCUACUUGGUUAUAGUUUAUUCAACGUUAUUUUAAAGACUUUGGGAAUUGGGAGGACUUUUCUUUUUCUGUGUUCUGUUAUAAUUUCUUGAUUCUUGAUGAUGAUGAACUCAAUUUAUCUAAGCACAGUUUCUUUAUCUAUUUCUGUUGAUAAUUGGAGGGGAAAAGCAAAAAGGCAAAAGAAAUGGCUCAUUAUUUGGAUUCUUCUUCUUCUUUAGUCCCUCCUUUGAUUGCUAAACCCAGCAAGGUUGAUCUUGAAGCUGGUAACGUUGACCAUAUUCAAUGCCGUAUUUGUCUUGAAAGUGAUGGCAUGGAUUUUAUUGCACCGUGUAAGUGCAAGGGUACAUCAAAGUAUGUUCACCGAGAAUGCCUUGAUCAAUGGCGUGCUGUGAAGGAAGGAUUUGCAUUUGCCCAUUGUACGACUUGCGAGGCUCCCUUUUACUUGAGAGUUAACGAUCUUCAUAGAAAAUGGCGAACCUUAAAAUUUCGGUUCUUCGUGACGACAGACAUUUUGGUCAUCUUUCUCGCUGUUCAGCUUGUUAUAGCUUCACUGGGAUAUUUGGUGUAUGUGAUUGAUACACAUCAGAAGUCAUGGCUUCUUUUGCACUGGGGGUUUGACUGCGAACUAUGCUUCUAUUACAUAUGCGGGGCACUGUUGUUUUUCGUAUUGAUGGGCAUAUCUGGUUGUUUCUUAACUUGCUUUGAUGAAAGUGUGCACAAUGAUUUGGGUCAGCCCUGCCAGAAUGCGUUGUCUUGUUGCUCUUGCGAUGGAAUGUGUGCAGACUGUCAUACGCAUCGUACAGGUACAACUUAUAUCUGCGUCGAUUCUAACAUAUGCUCCGAAAAUUGUUCGAAUUCGACAUGUGAAUGUUGCUCCGAGAAUCAAUCUUGCACAGAAUGUGAAUGUGGGAAUUGCUUUGGAGGUGAAGGUGAAUCUGGGAUACACACAUUAUUAAUUAUAGCUGUAAUUGUGCUAGGAGUGUUAGCCAUCUUAGGCAUGUUUUACAGUGUUUUGGUUGCUACAAUGGUUGGACAGAGAAUUUGGCAGCGACGCUACCACAUACUUGAGAAAAGAAUACUAACAAAGGAUAAAUUGCACCACAAAAUUAAGGUAUUAUGAUGUUGGAAUUGUCUGGCAAUGAGGUUGAUUAAGCAACCUUUUGGUGAGUUAAACCGACAAUAAUUGUGUCGAUGAAUUGUGAUUGUCAAGGCGCAAUAAUCAUUGUAAGAAAAUAAAUCUUUCAAUGGGAAGAGUAGAUAUAUUUUCUUAAGAUAAAUGUCAUAAAGCAAUUGCUUAGAGAUGAGAGUUUUUUAUGCAUAUUAUGUGUAGACAAAAGAUGAUUUGGCCGAUCUUUUGACUUAUAAGUGAAACAUCGAGGGGUUGGGACUUUUGCCAAUUUGAGUUAUAUCAACAAUGAUGGUAACCCAAUCUAUGUGAUUGGAGAUCCCAUGAAGUAGGUUCAUAUGGGUAAUAACAAGUCAUUAGUUGAUCAAAUAUGUACUAUUAAAUUAUGUCUCUUCCUAUGGCGUGUGUAUAUAGUGCAGGACUACAAGGAAUGUGAGGUUGAGUAAUUAAACUCUUAAUCCAAUAAUCCAUAGCCUUUUGUAGAUAGUGUAUUGCGCUGCAGAAUACACUUGAUGGAUGUGCUUAUAUGAGUGUGGAGUGGGGCCGCUCCUAUGAAAUUUGUAGCAAAAUUUUAGAGAACUAGGCCUGCGCAUGGCCUAUUAGCGCAAAACUGCGAUAACAACAUAAAUUUUGAUAUGUGUGAUAUGAUGAAUAAGAUCCCUAGCUUACAAUAAGAGUUUUUGGUUCAUAGAAGUUAUUAACUUCACCAAUUAUUCUGUAAGUUAAAUCUUAUUUUAUCUAUAUCUGGUUCAGUCUAUAAGACACCAGAUGAAUUUCAUUAUACCCGAAACCCAGCAAAUUAUACUCUCUCUCUUUAUUUAUUACCUUUUGAGAUAUGCGGGGGAUGGAAAAUUAGUGGUAUCUCAUAAGGUUAUGUCCAUCAUGGUUUGGAAAAUCUUUUCUCUUUGAAAUAUUAUUUACAUCUACUUAUUAUUUAGUAAAUUAUUUUACAUUUAAUACAGUCAAACUAGUCGUUAUCUAGCCAUUAACUAUCUGUUAUCUAGCCGUUAUAUAAACAUGGUCUUUGGAGAGUUAAAAACACUUUCUAACACAACCUUCUAAAUCUUCUUCUUCCUCCUAUACACUAGGUUUCUUCGUAGAAUUUCCUGCUAGUUCUAUUCCCAGUUUUACAACUGGAAGAAGUUGUUGAAUCUUAGGGGAUGCACCUAAUUUUAUUCAUCACCGUGUGGGCGAAAUAUCCUUAAGGACAGUGUCCUUAACACGCCUCAAGCUAAAUCUCAUUCUCCAUAAUUUAAUUUUUCCAACAGAUACUUGAAGUUUCAGUUUCUUUUUCUGUACUCAUUCUUGGUCUGUAACACUUUUGGCUUUGAAGCCUGUUGAUUAGGUUGUUGAUCUUAAAAGUCAAUGAAAAUGCAGUUUGGUGUCCUGGUUAUGUGAAGAUUUCAUGAACCAGUCAUGAGCUGCAUGUUUGUUAUCAUAAUUCUUACCGAGCUUAUUAGGGUUCUAUCUGAUAUGCUAAUUCUUAUAUAGGAAUAUGUUGUGGAGGACGUAGGCGAGGUGGCGCGUAAUGAUUGGUCACCGCCGCCAUUGCCACAGGAGCAUGUUCAGCAGCUGGAAUCACUUGGACUUCUAUAAACUUGAAGAAGUUGACAGAGGAAACAACAGAUGGAUUGCACUCCAUAUUAACUCAAGUUUAUGGAUCUCCAAGGGACAAUGCUUAUUUACCAAGACAAAAAUUUAUUUGAACUCAAUAUUUUUCACUUAUGUGCAUAUUUUAUAAAUGAUCACAUGUAAUUGUUGAAGAAACUGAUCAUUAAUAAAUUAAAUGAAGCAACAUGAUGCAUCUCAACUAUGGGUUGCUUCAAGUAAGUAAGAAAA